Molecule: messenger RNA, 336 nt
Organism: Staurois parvus
Lineage: Eukaryota; Metazoa; Chordata; Amphibia; Anura; Ranidae
Source: the annotation of a GenBank genome assembly
GGGUCCUGUGAUCAGCUGAGUCCAAUCACAGCUGAUCACAUGGCACUGAUGAUCAGUGUGGCCCCAGAAGGGCCACCUGUCAGUUUCCAUCAGUGCCAGCUGUCAGUGCUGAACAGUGCCACGUGCCAGUACCAGUGCCCAUCAGUGCCACAUCAAUGCCACAUAUCAGUGCCUACCAGUGCACAUCAAUGCCACAUAUCAGUGUGCCCAUCUGAGCUGCCCUUCAGUGUCACCCAUCAGUGCCAGUCAGUGCCACCUAUCAAUGCCAAUCAGUGCCACCUAUCAGUGCUGCCAAUCAGUGCCGCCUAUCAGUGCCAGUCAGUGCCGCCUAUCAGU